AGCACAGGUGUGCUCCUGCCGCUGUUCUUCCUCUGUCCGUUAAUUCAAGACCACAGGGCUCCGUGGGCGACAGACUGGAAAACGUGAGAAAGAACAUGUUGUCACGUUGAACAUUCGCUAACCCUUGAAUUAACAUGAAAGUCCCAGAGGAGGAACUAAUGAGCGACAUACUGAAGCGGCUAACGGGGGAGUCUGCGCUCCCUGUUUACAGCAACAUCGAGAAGUUCAGACGAGGGAAGGACGGCUCUUACUUUGUCGCUGAAGACUUCAGUGAAACUGUGAAAAAGAGAGAAAUGGUCAACGCCAAGGAGCGGCUGAGAAUUAAGAACUUGAACACCAUGUUCUCCCGCUUGAAGCGCAUGGUUCCCCUGAUGCGACCCGACCGGAAGCCGAGUAAAGUGGACACGCUUAAGGCAGCUACUGAAUACAUUCGAUUGCUUGUUGCAGUUUUGCAGGAUACUGACGAUGAUGAUGGCAGUGGGACUGAUUUCCUGAAGAAUGCAAUCACUUACAGCCAGACUGAAGGCUUGGGCAGUGACCUUUGGAGAGUGGAUGAUUUGCUGAAUAUGUCAGAGGAACACAUGGAAGAUGGAUUGCCCCCAGAACCAGUGGUUGAGGAUGGAGACAUUAGCAGACUGGUGCUGCAACAUUGUGUGAUUCCUUCAUACCAGUUCAUCAUCCAAGUAGCACCUGAUCAAAGCCCGAUACCUCAGCCUUUCUGAUUGGUGAGGAGCAGAAGAUCUGGAUCAUAAAUGGAAAUCUUACAUGUUGUGGGCCUGUUGCUUUGAAGAAAAGGAUUUUGUUGAAGAAUAUAAAGUUUUAUUUCUUAAUUAAUUUAACUUUUGAAAAUUAACAUUUUCUUUAAGCAGCUUUUAUUUUCAUUUAAAAAACUGUAUCCUUGACAGCCCUGAAAUAAAUCCUUUGAGGCACUGA
This is a messenger RNA of Cheilinus undulatus (humphead wrasse), 933 nucleotides long. It is a transcript of the gene figla, whose product is annotated as folliculogenesis specific bHLH transcription factor. Lineage: Eukaryota; Metazoa; Chordata; Actinopteri; Labriformes; Labridae. The coding region runs from base 135 to 722 and encodes 195 amino acids. The transcript has 6 exons. Gene Ontology annotation, molecular function: protein dimerization activity; RNA polymerase II transcription regulatory region sequence-specific DNA binding; DNA-binding transcription factor activity, RNA polymerase II-specific. The record is from RefSeq and is a predicted model, not a curated record. Gene Ontology annotation, biological process: developmental process; regulation of transcription by RNA polymerase II.